AUGGGUUCUGAAGAGCGUCCUGCGAAGAUGCGCAAGCUGGAACAUGCGGAUGGUGAUGUGGACGUGGCGGACGCAGCUGCCAUACCAACACCAAACGAACAACUACCCGUGGCUGCGGAGAAUAGCAAUCAAGCUGGUUCUACUGAGACUACCGGGACACCAGCUGAAGCUGAAGGCGCAGAGCCAAAGUUGUCAAAGAACCAGCUCAAAAAGCAAAGACGGCUCGAGCGUUGGGAAUCUGGACGCGAAGAUCGCAAAUUGAAGCGAAAAGAAAAAGUCAAAGAGAAGAAGGAGCGACGACGAGAAGAGUGGGCGAAGAUGCCUACAGAUGAGAAUGGCAAGAGACCGAGACCACCACCUUCACGUCCUCCCAGACAAGCAACUGGAAAACAAGUACCCAUCACAGUAAUCUUCGACUGCGAUUUCGAGGAGCUGAUGUUCGACAACGAGCUCAAGAGCUUAGGACUUCAAAUCACGAGGUGUUACAGCGAUAACCGAAAGGCAAACUUUAGAGCUCACCUAGCACUGAGCAGCUUUGGAGGCAAAAUGAAGGAGCGGUUCGAUGGAAUCUUGGCGAAACAGUACACGAGUUGGAAAGGCUUCCAGUUCUUCGAGGAAGAUUUUGUGGAAGUCUCUGAGAAGGCCAAGGAGUGGAUGUCAGGACCAGAGGGUGGAAAAGUUCUUGGUGCGUUGAAGACGUCAGCAGAAUCCAACAGUUUGAGUGAGCAGGAACAAGCAGAGGCUGCAGAGGAGGAAGGCGAAGUUGUCUAUCUUUCAUCCGAGUCCGACAAUGUUCUUACGCACCUGAAGCCCAACAGCACCUACAUAAUUGGUGGUUUAGUAGACAAAAACCGGCACAAGGGCAUCUGUCACAAGCGCGCUGUGGAGCGUGGGAUCAAGACAGCAAAAUUACCCAUUGGCGAAUACCUGGAGAUGAAGAGUCGGCAAGUCCUAGUCACGAACCAUGUGCUAGAGAUUAUGCUCAAGUGGAUGGAAUUUGGAGACUGGGGCAAGGCUUUCAUGGCAGUUAUGCCAGAAAGAAAGGGUGCUAAGCUCAAGGGUGAUGCAGAAGAUGGAGAUGAUGAGGCGGCGGCUGCAGAAGACGAAAAGAAUUUGGAUAGGGAUCUUGCGGCGGCAACAGAAGAAGCGGAUGCUGCGACUCCCGAGCGGACCACAGAGAAUGUCUAG
Messenger RNA from Alternaria arborescens, 1188 nucleotides. RefSeq names its product tRNA (guanine(9)-N1)-methyltransferase. Gene Ontology annotation, cellular component: nucleus. Gene Ontology annotation, biological process: tRNA N1-guanine methylation. Gene Ontology annotation, molecular function: tRNA binding. The transcript has a single exon. Bases 1 to 1188 code for a protein of 395 amino acids. The record is from RefSeq and is a predicted model, not a curated record. Lineage: Eukaryota; Fungi; Ascomycota; Dothideomycetes; Pleosporales; Pleosporaceae.